Thecamonas trahens ATCC 50062 is the source of this 2390-nucleotide messenger RNA. Its product is annotated as tRNA uridine 5-carboxymethylaminomethyl modification enzyme GidA. The transcript is spliced from 2 exons. Gene Ontology annotation, biological process: tRNA wobble uridine modification; tRNA methylation. NCBI's taxonomy places the organism in Eukaryota, Apusomonadida, Apusomonadidae. Gene Ontology annotation, molecular function: flavin adenine dinucleotide binding. Bases 1 to 1941 code for a protein of 646 amino acids. The record is from RefSeq and is a predicted model, not a curated record. Gene Ontology annotation, cellular component: cytosol.
AUGGGCAAGAUGAUGGUGGACGGGAGACGGCUGGAGGCGGCGGCGGCGGCGGCACGGGUUGGCGCGUCGGCAGUCAUUGUCAGUCGGUCCCGGGCGGAUCUCGGCGUCAUGUCGUGCAAUCCUUCCAUUGGCGGCAUUGGCAAAGGUGCGCUUGUUCGGGAAAUCGAUGCGCUGGACGGCAUCAUGGGUCUGGCGGCUGAUCACGGCGGUGUUCAGUUCAAGGUACUCAACGCGUCAAAGGGCCCGGCUGUCCAUGGGCCACGGGCGCAAAUGGAUCGUGAUCGGUACAAGGAAGGUGUAUGGAGAGUGCUGGCAGAGGAUGAUCGGUAUGCAGAGCGGCUGCGAAUUGUUGAAGCGUCGGCAGAGGACAUUGUGCUGUCCGCUGAUGGCAAGCGGGUCGAGGGUCUGGUCCUCGGCGACGGCUCGGUCAUUGCUGCACCGACGGUUGUCCUCGCCACAGGCACCUUUCUUCGCGGUGUUGUUCACAUUGGCGGCGAGUCGCGACCGGCAGGUCGGGCCCAGGAGGCACCGGCGAUUGGGCUGGCACAUACGCUGGAAGAGAAGCUUGCGCUGCCGCUUGCGCGGCUCAAGACCGGGACGCCACCGCGGCUGGCGGCCAACUCGAUCGUGACUGACGGCCUAGCGGUGCAGGUGGGCGAUGAGCCGCCAGUCCCAUUCUCGUUUCUCUCGUCGGGCUGUAGCCUCGUCUCUGGCGACGAGGCCAUCAAGUGUUAUAUGACCCACACCAACGCGGCGACGCAUGCGGUGGUAGCGGGCGCCAUGGAGCUGUCUCCGGUGUACCUCUCUGGCGAGGGCGCCGGCGUCGGCCCGCGGUACUGUCCUUCGCUCGAGGCCAAGGUCGACCGGUUCCCAGACAAGGCUGCGCACCAGGUGUGGCUCGAGCCUGAGGGCAUUGACUCGGACGUGGUGUACCCCAACGGGAUUUCAAACGCACUGCCGCUCGAGGUCCAGGAGAAGCUGGUGCGUACCAUUGCGGGGCUGGAGCGUGCUGACAUUCUUGUCCCAGGCUACGGGGUCGAGUACGACUACGUGAACCCGGCCAAGGCGCUGACGCCGUGGCUGGAGACGCGGCUCGUGGCGGGCCUCUUCCUUGCCGGCCAGAUCAACGGGACGACCGGUUAUGAGGAGGCUGCGGCGCAGGGCGUCAUUGCCGGGCUCAACGCCGGGCGACGGGCGCUGAGCAGAGCUGGUCCCCCGUUUGAGCCAUACGUGCUCUCGCGGGCCGACGCCUACGUCGGCGUCCUCAUCGACGACCUCAUCACCAAGGGCGUGACCGAGCCGUACCGGAUGCUGACAUCGCGGGCCGAGUUCCGGCUCGCGCUGCGGCCGGACACCGCCGACGCGCGGCUCUCGCGCGACGGGCCAGGGGUGAGCAGUGUGCGAGCGGCGCGUGCUGCCCGUGUCGAGGAAACUGCGACCGAGCUGUGGGCGCUCCUCGACGAGAGCGUAGCACUGACGCCGUACGAAUGGUCAACGAGGCUGGGCAUGGCGGUGGCACAAGACGGGGUGCGGCGGUCACUGGCAGCGAUGCUCGACCGGCCGGGCGCAGACGUACAGGCGCUGGUGGCGGCGGUCAAUGCCGCGUUGCCCGGCAUGGUGCCCGAGCGAGUGAUUGAGCUUCUCGACCACGACGCUUCGGCAUUGAGCGGCGCGGCUGCCACACGGGUCGGCAUCCGCGGUCGGUACCAGCACUACCUUGCGCGCGAGGCUGCGCGGGUGGAGUCAAUGACCGCCGCCACUGGCCUGCGGAUUCCCGAGUGGCUCGAGUACGAGACGCUGACUGAGCUCUCGCUGGAGGAGCGCGAGAAGCUCAGUAUGGUCCGGCCGGCGACGCUCGCUGAGGCUGCGGCGAUCGAGGGCGUGACGCCGAACGGGGUACACCUUCUGAUGCGGGCUGUCUCGCGUCGCACAACUUCGUGAUACAGCCGCGUCACUGUAGGCUGCCGACCGGAAGCGAUGACGGCGGCGCACCAACGGGAUCAAACGGGAGGUGGACAAACGGCAGCUCCGCUGACCCGGCAAAGGGCGGAAUGAGGUACGGCGCGAGGACUGGUGGGACAGAGAUGCCUGUGGGAGUCUGCCAUGCUUCGAGAAGCGCGCAGAGAGUUCGAUGGGUGGCGACAAGGGUGGCAUUAAUCAUGUGUACGUGGUUACGUGACGGCACGGUCCGAACGUCAAGAGCGCGCGCCUGGUAGUCGGUGCACGACGAGGCCGAGACGAGCUCGCCCCAUCGGUCGGGCGCGAAUUCGGGCGCGGCUGCAAACUCGGCUUCGAUGUCAAACUUGAGCGCGGCCGCAUGCGAAAGGUCUGCCGCUGGCAUAGCGACGAGCCGCGUCGAGAGCUCGAGCGAAGCGUAAAAUUCGAGGGCG